Molecule: messenger RNA, 3090 nt
Organism: Hemibagrus wyckioides
Lineage: Eukaryota; Metazoa; Chordata; Actinopteri; Siluriformes; Bagridae
Gene: wnt5b
Product: wingless-type MMTV integration site family, member 5b
Exons: 6
Coding region: 872-1984 (370 amino acids)
Biological process (GO): canonical Wnt signaling pathway; cell fate commitment; multicellular organism development
Cellular component (GO): extracellular region
Molecular function (GO): frizzled binding; cytokine activity
Source: RefSeq, a predicted model, not a curated record
CAUUCAAUCUCUUAACUCCCUUCACUUAGCGCUGGAAAGCGGGGACGCGCAUUUAUUCCGGCGGUGCAGUGAAACUUUGGGGGAACUUUUAUAUAUAGCCUGGAGAUUAAACAGGCUGGUGUGUGGGUUUGAUCAGUUGCUUCUAGUUGGAAAGGCCAUUAGAUCAUCUCUGUGGGUUUAUUUGCGGCUUUUUCUUCUAUUCGUAUUGGAGCGAAUCUGAUUUCUCGGGAACGCGCCGCUCCUCGUGUUUGAACCACAACAACACUUCAAAGUUCACACACGUUUGGUUUCCACCUGUUGCGUUACAGUAGUGGUGGUGGUGGUGGUGUUGAAUCAGAAGGUGGAGAGGAGAGAGGAUCAGAGCCGGAGCUGAGGACCAACACCGACAACCGACACCAAACUCCUGCUGCUGGCGCACCGACCUCACUGUUUACCUCACUGCAGCUCCUCAAAAACUAAAAGCGCCCCGAAAAAACCCGGAUCCCAGCAAAGAAGUUCCACUUAGAUCUUUCCAGGAGUAUAAUUUGCACUACAAUACUUUGUGUAAAGAAAAAAAAAGUGCACAGUAGGUCAGCUUGCAGAUUUCUGGAGAAAGUUUUGGAAAGCGGCGCACAACCACGACGCACUUUCUCUUCCUGCUGUGAGCCGACAAACAACAGAAAGACGUCACACCCGGACCUCCCAUAAUCACCCGGUUCUGCUCCAGCUCGGGGACGAAACUCUCGAGGUCCACCUCUGCUUCAGGCUGAAGAGUGAGGGUAAAGCUCUGGGUUUCUGAUCGGAGCUCAGAUCCACCACAACACGACGCUCAAGACUCUCCAGCAUUAGGAGGCUCCGUGUUUUUUUGGGCCGCAGAGCGCACAGAGGAGAGAUGGAUGUCGGAAUGAGGCAGACGCACAGCGCCUCGGCAGGAGUCCACCUACUGCUGGCACUCACACUGAUCGCCUGUAACUCUCACCUUCUGGUGCAGGCCAACUCGUGGUGGUCUUUGGCCAUGAACCCAAUCCAGAGGCCAGAGAUGUACAUCAUAGGCGCACAGCCUCUUUGCAGCCAGCUUACAGGAUUGUCUCAGGGCCAGAGGAAGCUGUGCCAGCUCUACCAGGACCACAUGGUGUACAUCGGUGAAGGCGCAAAGACGGGCAUCAAGGAGUGCCAGUAUCAGUUCAGACAGAGGAGGUGGAACUGCAGCACGGUGGACAACACGUCUGUAUUCGGGCGCGUCAUGCACAUAGGCAGUAGGGAAGCAGCGUUCACAUAUGCCAUCAGCGCAGCCGGUGUGGUGAACGCCGUGAGUCGAGCGUGCAAGGAAGGCGAGCUCUCGACGUGCGGAUGCAGCCGAGCCGCUCGACCCAGAGACCUGCCCAGAGACUGGCUGUGGGGUGGGUGCGGGGACAACGUCAACUACGGAUAUCGCUUCGCUCGGGAGUUUGUGGACGCAAGAGAACGUGAGAAGAACUACCUCAAGGGCUCCAUAGAUCACGCACGCACACUGAUGAACCUGCAGAACAACGAGGCUGGACGAAUGGCGGUGUACAAUCUGGCCAACGUGGCGUGUAAGUGCCAUGGCGUCUCCGGUUCCUGCAGCCUGAAGACCUGCUGGUUACAGCUGGCUGACUUCCGGCGCGUAGGUGAGUUCCUGAAGGAGAAGUACGACAGCGCUACGGCCAUGCGCAUCAACCGGCGCGGCAAGCUGGAGCAGGUGAACCAGCGCUUCAACGUUCCCACCGCCGAGGACCUGGUGUACAUCGACCCGAGCCCGGAUUACUGUCUGCGCAACGAGAGCACGGGCUCGCUGGGAACGCACGGCCGUCUCUGCAACAAGACCUCGGAGGGCAUGGACGGCUGCGAGCUGAUGUGCUGCGGCCGCGGCUACGACCAGUUCAAGACCUACAAGCACGAGCGCUGCCACUGCAAGUUCCACUGGUGCUGCUACGUCAAGUGCAAGCGGUGCACGUCGCUCGUCGACCAGUUCGUCUGCAAGUAACCGAGACGCUCGUUUAGAUCAGAGACACGCUGAGCAAUUAGCAGGCGAGACGGGGGGGACUGACCUUCUGGAGCACAGAAGGAGUGAAAUGUACUCAAACGAUGAAUAAAUAAAAAAAAUCUAAAGAAAUGUUUAAAUAUAGGUAUUAAUUAAGUGUGGUGGAUGGUGAUUAUAUUUUUUUGUUGCUUUAAAUCAAGAGGAAAGGACGAGGUAUGACGUGAGGGGAGGUUGGUGUUCCCUUUUUGGUAGCGUCUCAUGAGUAUGAGACUCUCUCCAGAACCAGAUUUAUCACGCUAGUAAUCCAGUAACCCAGCAUGCUGCUCCGCCCACUCCUCUCUCCGCCACGGACGCUCUCUAAACCUCCCCAGAGCUCUUAAACUCCUCGGGUCAGCCUCCUGACCUGGAUCGCUGGACUUUGGAUGAUGUCGUGUGUGUUGACCUGUGAAACCUACGUUGCUAGUUAAAGCAUUUAUAGUCACCCAAAACCUCUGACCUUACCCUGAUGAUUUAAAAUCACCGCCAGACUCUUGACCUUGGAAAGCUUUCAGCUCGCUUCCCUAUGAACUCGUUCAGAGCUCUCUCUCUCUCUCUCCCUGUGUCAUCUAGAGGAACUUCAUCUCCUCCGAUCAUAUCGAGUGCCUCAAAACAGCGAGAUUUUAAAAAAUAAAGAGCAAAAGGAAAACAAAAUGGGGCUUUACUUUAUGAGGACUGCAAAAAUAAUAUUUUAGCCAGUGGUUCAGAUUAUAUUUUAUUAAUUGCUUGUUAUGUUAUACAUGGUAUGUAUUGUUCUGAUUAUUAUUUUUUGAUACAGAGGCUUCUACUGUCGAGUUUUUAUUUUAGCAGGGGCAACCUGACUUGCCACAGAGGAAGAUUUUUUUUUUUUUUUAGCAAAACGGCCUUUAUGUCGGUCAGCGAGUGAACGCAAAAACUUGUAAAUACCAGUUCCAUGUAUGCAAAUUACACUUCAUGAUUACAACAUCCAUGAUUUUAUAUGUUAAUCCAGAUGGUUUGCUGGCUGUUGACCAUAUGCUUGUUGUCUGUAUGUAUUUCCCCCCCCCCAUCAUUCAAACCAGUAAUAUUAAAAAUAUUAAUAGAGAUGAUUAUCA